This is a messenger RNA of Mollisia scopiformis, 2482 nucleotides long. Its product is annotated as ribosome biogenesis protein erb1. The record is from RefSeq and is a predicted model, not a curated record. Gene Ontology annotation, molecular function: ribonucleoprotein complex binding; protein binding. NCBI's taxonomy places the organism in Eukaryota, Fungi, Ascomycota, Leotiomycetes, Helotiales, Mollisiaceae. Gene Ontology annotation, biological process: ribosome biogenesis; maturation of LSU-rRNA from tricistronic rRNA transcript (SSU-rRNA, 5.8S rRNA, LSU-rRNA). Gene Ontology annotation, cellular component: preribosome, large subunit precursor; PeBoW complex. Bases 39 to 2381 code for a protein of 780 amino acids. The transcript is spliced from 2 exons.
CUUAGAAAGACAGGAAACAACAGCUCUACAUCAAUACGAUGGCUCCCUCAACAAUGGACAGGAAAAGGAAAGCCGUUACUAGAGAUGUUACCGAGUUGUCAGAUGUCGAGUCGGAGGCAGAAUUUGGAGACGGCCUGCUGGAGGGUAUCUUGUCGCAAAGCGAAGAUUCAGAAAACGAGAGUGACGAAAAUGAGGACAGCGAUGAAGCAGAAGACGAAGAAGAUCUUGACGAGCUUGAGGAUUUAGGCAGCGAUGAGAUACCAUCUGAAGAGAGUGAGGACGAUGUGGAGGACCAGAAUGGAGGACUUGUCAAGAGCAAUGGCAAAAACUCCCGACUUUCAGACCUUGUACACAGGCAAGCACAAACGAAGGAAGAGAAGGAAGACAAACCCAAUUACACGGUAACCACGGAUGCCAAUGGAGGUGAAAGAUAUGUCUACGAAGAGAUAGACCCCGUUUAUGACUCCGACGACUCGGAUGCGCCAGUCACCACCAACACCGUAGGAAAUAUCCCAUUGACUUUCUAUGACUCGUAUCCUCACAUUGGCUACGAUAUCAAUGGCAAGAAGCUUAUGCGGCCGGCAAAGGGAGAAGCUUUGGAUGCAUUAUUGGACAGCAUAGACAUUCCCAAGGGUUGGACUGGUCUCACAGAUCCAGCUACAGGAAAACCUCUGAACCUCAGUCAAGAUGAGUUGGAGAUAUUGAAACGAAUCCAGACGAAUGAGAUGCCGGAGGAAGGCUAUGACCCUUAUCCAGCGACUGUGGAGUACUUCACUGGAAUUGAAGAGAUCAUGCCUCUUAGUGCAGCUCCCGAGCCAAAGCGACGCUUCCUUCCCUCCAAGCAUGAGGCAAAGCGGAUAAUGAAGAUUGUCCGUGCUAUCAGAGAGGGCAGGAUACUACCGUAUAAGCCACCCGAGGAAAGAGAAGACGAGGAAGAGGAGGUUCAUUAUGACAUUUGGCAGGAUGAGCAGCCUCGACCUGAUCAUGUUAUGAAUAUUCCCGCUCCAAAGGCACCACCACCAGGGUAUGAUCUCAGCUACAAUCCUCCACCAGAGUAUCUGCCCUCGAAGUCUGAGAAGCAAGCUUGGGACAACACGGACCCCGAAGAUAGAGAGAAAGAGUACCUGCCAACCACUCAUGACUCCCUGCGAAAAGUGCCAGCUUACGAUAAGUUCAUCAAAGAGAGAUUUGAACGAUCUCUUGAUCUGUACUUGGCACCCAGAGUUCGAAAGAACAGACUUAAUAUCGAUCCAGCAUCACUGCUUCCAAAGUUGCCCAAGCCCGAAGAACUCAAACCAUUCCCAACAGUGUGUUCAACUCUAUUUCGUGGUCAUGAAGGGCGAGUGCGAAGCUUGGCAAUCGAUCCAUUAGGUGUUUGGCUUGCUAGUGGUGGGGAUGAUGGCACUGUUCGAGUUUGGGAACUUUUGACUGGCAGACAGCUUUGGAGUGCAAACAUUGGAGAUGAGGAAGCAGUCAACGUCGUGAGAUGGCGACCAGGAAGAGAUGCUGUCAUCCUCUCAGCAGCUGCUGGAGAAGAUAUCUACCUACUCGUGCCUCCAGUUGUUGAUCCAGAGACCGAGACAGCAAGCAGAGAUUUGCUUGAUGCAGGGUUUGGCUACGCAACAAAUGCUACCCAAGCAUUAACCGCAAACGGUCAAAAGAAAGAACCUGUUGCAAAAUGGACACGUCCUGGCUUUCGACUAGAGGAUGAAGGAGUUCUCAUCAAGAUCACGGUACGAACCACAGUCAAGGUCAUCAGCUGGCACAGGAGAGGAGAUUUCUUCUCGACUGUAUCUCCAACAGCACAGAAGAGUGCUGUUGCAAUCCAUACUCUCUCCAAACAUCUCACGCAAAUUCCUUUCCGCCGACUUCCAGGUAUCCCUCAAACCGUUCAGUUCCAUCCCUCGAGACCUCUAUUCUUUGUUGCCACACAACGAACAAUUCGAAGCUAUGACUUGCAAAAGCAAGAACUUGUCAAGAUUAUACAGCCAGGUGCGAGAUGGAUCUCAUCCUUCGAUAUCCACCCUGGUGGAGACAACCUGAUUGUUGGAUCUUAUGAUCGACGACUGCUGUGGCACGAUCUUGAUCUUUCAACUCGACCCUACAAGACCAUGAGAUUCCACUCAAAGGCCAUUCGAGCAGUGAAAUAUCACAAGGGUGGCUUCCCAUUGUUUGCAGACGCCAGUGAUGACGGUAGUCUACAAAUCUUCCACGGCAAGGUUGUAAGCGACAUGAUGGAAAACGCUACGAUCGUACCUGUAAAGGUAUUGAAGGGACACAAGGUGAAAAGUGCUUUGGGAGUUAUGGAUAUUGAUUGGCAUCCAAGAGAACCUUGGUGUGUUAGUGCAGGCGCGGACGGAACUUGUCGUUUAUGGAUGUGAUAUCAACUCUUGUUACUUGUUGCUCAUAGCAUUGGUGUUAUGGUUGUUAGACAUCAGUUAUUGACAAUGAAAAAAAGCAUAAAAUCAUGCUCUGCAAGGUG